CGAAUUUGGAAAGCUCAUUGUUAACUGGUGACGAGCGAUGAGUCUCUCGUGUUUGGAGUCACUGUCGAGGCUGCUGUUAUUGGCGACGUUGCUCCGCGCCUCCGUCUCGGCCCAAGAUGUGAAAGACAUCGAGCAGCUACGGUUGAUGGGGAGCGAGAACCCUUAUGAGGGGAAUGUACAGGUGGAGUCUGGCGGUGUCUGGGGGUAUGUGUGUGACGACGGCUUCAGCUUUCCUGAGGCAGACGUCGUAUGUAAGCAUCUCGGAUUCGAAGGCGCUCUCUCCUUCACCAGGAAUGACCAAUUCGGAAACAACUCUGCAGGAGAGAGGCGUCGAGGAGAACAGACGAAGUUCUGGCUGGACGGCUUGAGAUGCGGGAACGUCUCCGACCUCAGGAACUGCAGCUCAAAGCCCCUGGGAAUCCACGACUGUGUGUCUAGCGAGAUCGCGGGCGUGGUGUGCCGCCGUGUGACCAAUGGCGCCAGUGAAACCAAUGACACCUUAUUGUGCUCCGCCGACGAAUUCCGCUGCGAGGACGACAGCUACUGCAUCCCGCGCUCCUACGUGUGUGACGACGACCCCGAUUGCCUCGACGCCAGCGAUGACAGAUCGGAGCUGUGUGAGGACGUGGGCGUGGUGAGGCUGGUGGACGGCAACAAGUCCCUCAACGUGUCCGGGAUGGCGGCGGGGACCGUCUUGGUGAAGCGGCGCGGCGUCUGGGGCACCGUCUGCGACGACGGCCUCACGGUCUCCGACGCCAAGGUGCUGUGCCGCAGCCUGGGCUACACCGGCGGCUGGGCGGUACCGUUCUACGUGAACUAUCUUGGCGAGAACCCCGCCCCCAUAGUGCUAUCCACGCCGGGAUGCGUGGGCGAUGAGCAGUGGGUGGGCGCGUGCCCUGGGGUCGUCUGGAACGCGGGCAUCUGUAGGACGCAGAAGUUCGAUCUAAGCAUCCUCUGCUCCGAGGGC
Penaeus monodon (black tiger shrimp) is the source of this 967-nucleotide messenger RNA. RefSeq names its product antigen WC1.1-like. Gene Ontology annotation, molecular function: protein binding. The record is from RefSeq and is a predicted model, not a curated record. Gene Ontology annotation, cellular component: membrane. NCBI's taxonomy places the organism in Eukaryota, Metazoa, Arthropoda, Malacostraca, Decapoda, Penaeidae.